Hypanus sabinus (Atlantic stingray) is the source of this 2174-nucleotide messenger RNA. RefSeq names its product inorganic pyrophosphatase-like. The transcript has 11 exons. The record is from RefSeq and is a predicted model, not a curated record. Gene Ontology annotation, molecular function: inorganic diphosphate phosphatase activity; magnesium ion binding. The coding region runs from base 116 to 1069 and encodes 317 amino acids. Lineage: Eukaryota; Metazoa; Chordata; Chondrichthyes; Myliobatiformes; Dasyatidae. Gene Ontology annotation, biological process: phosphate-containing compound metabolic process. Gene Ontology annotation, cellular component: cytoplasm.
GGGCAGCAGAGGGCUCAGCCCGAGAGCGGCCGACCCUGGAAGGCAGGCUUGUACCGACGGGAGGAAAAGAGUUGCCGGCACCACCUUAUCUCUGGAGAUUUCUUCCGUUGCCGAGAUGCAAAGUAUUUUGCGCGCAGUUACCAAUGCUUUCUCAUUAUUGCGUUUGGGUAGAAGGCAGGGAGUCGAGGCUGCGAGGAUGCGGCAUUGUUACAGCAAGGAAGAGCGCGGAGAACUUCACAGUCCCAGCUACCUCCUGUACCUGAAGAACUCUGAUGGUAAAUACAUUUCGCCUUUUCAUGAUAUUCCACUACAUGAUGUUUUUAACAAGGCCCUCUUUAAUAUGGUUGUGGAAGUACCACGUUGGACAAAUGCCAAAAUGGAGAUUGCUACAAAAUUGCCUCUGAACCCGAUCAAACAGGAUAUAAAAAAAGGAAAAGUACGUUAUGUAGCCAAUAUCUUUCCUCACAAGGGCUAUAUCUGGAACUAUGGAGCAUUACCACAGACUUGGGAAGAUCCCUGUUACAAAGAUCCCAGUACAAAUUUUUGUGGAGAUAAUGAUCCACUUGAUGUCUGUGACAUUGGGUCAAAGGUAUGUUCUUGCGGUGAUGUUAUUCAGAUAAAAGUGCUGGGAGCUUUAGCUCUUAUUGAUGAAGGAGAAAUGGACUGGAAAAUCAUUGCUAUCAACAAGGAGGACCCAGAUGCACAGAUGAUUAAUGAUAUCGAUGAUGUCAGGAGAUACAAGCCUGGCUACUUGGAGGCCACAGUUAAUUGGUUUAAAUUGUACAAGGUUCCUGAUGGAAAACUAGAAAACAAGUUGGGUUUCAAUGGAGAAUUCAAAGACCGGGAUUUUGCACUUGGAGUCAUUGAAUCUACACAUCAAUCUUGGUGCUCCAUAAUCUACAACAAGACGGAUGGAAGUGAUAUUAUAUGCAAAAACGUAUCAAUCAGUGACAGUCCCUUCUAUUGUAGUCACGAAGAAGCAGAAUCACUUGUGCAUUCAGCACCGAAAUAUGUUGAACGAAACCCCAUCCCAGAUGAAGUGGACAACUGGCACUUCCUCGACAAGUAAACAUUGACCAUAUUACCAUAUGAAAGAACAUAAACUGUUUUUCUUUUGCAAAUAAUUUGAAGUAUUUGGAAGCAGAAAUUCCUGAAAUCAACAAUGAAGAUUAUAGACAUAAAUGGCCUCAACAGUCAGCCAUUAUUUUGUAUUUGAUGAACAAAUCUUGCUCAUGUCAGCUUCUAAGAGAUGUAUUGACCAGCUCAUAUUUGUCAAAAAUAGAUUUAUCUUUUUAAUCUUUCAGUGUUAUAAUUAUUUUUGUUACUGGUUUAUGCAAUGUAUUGUUACAUUUUGCAAAUAAAAAAAUGCACCCUGAUUCACUUUCCAUUGUCCUUGUCAAAAGCUGCAUUUAGAAUAGCUUUUGUCUCUAGGUAGUAGUCAUUUAUAAGUUCUAACUAAUGCUGUAUAUCGGCGCCCUCAGGAAACUGCUUUUCAAUGAUUUUAUGCCCGUUAUCAGAAAACUUCAAAAAUUGAUGUGUAUGCAGUUUGUUUCAUGCCCAUUCUAAAAUCAAUACCUAAGAAUUAUGGACAGUCUUUUCCAUUUUGCCUCACAGUUGCCAGCGAUUUAACCAUGGAAGAGAACCUCUCUUCCUAGAUUGCUAAUCUGUUCCUAGUCCUGAUGUUAAAAAUAAUCACAUUACAUCAAAAGGUCUGAGGUAACAUUCACUUUGUGCAGAAGUGUAUGAUAGAAGCUAUCAGGUUAACUGCCUGCCACGUUUUUCUUCAAAUGUUCAUUUUCAUUGAAGUCAAUAUAAAUUAAAAUUUGGAGAGAUUCAUAAUGGCAAUUUGCCCAAUAUCCCUGAUUUAUACAUUACCCAUGAUACCUGAAAUAUUCUCGGGUGUCUAGGAACAGAAUAAGAAUGUAAAAUAAAGGUAUUAUUGUCAUGUUAUACUGUACCAUCAAUAAUUAUAUUUUAAUUUACUUUCUUCUGUGAAUAUCCUUGCUUUGGAAAUAAGUGUACAUUACUCAAAGUUUGUUUAAAUUUAAAUAUCUCUUAUUUAACAAGAGAAAUGCUUAGUAUACUGGAGUAUUUCUCAUUAAAUAAGAGCUAUAAAAGUUGUCACAUUUUGUACUCUACCAAAGAUCACACAAUAAAGGAUGUUUAUUUCUAUU